Molecule: messenger RNA, 1554 nt
Organism: Candida albicans SC5314
Lineage: Eukaryota; Fungi; Ascomycota; Pichiomycetes; Serinales; Debaryomycetaceae
Gene: RXT3
Product: Rxt3p
Exons: 1
Coding region: 1-1554 (517 amino acids)
Source: RefSeq, a predicted model, not a curated record
AUGUCAUCAAAUCGUAACCAGGGAAUACGAUUGCCCCCUAUAUCAUUCUUAUCCAACCAAUAUCUGCAGAAUCUUCAACAACAUCAGCAACAACAACUGCCAUUGCAAUUACUGACAUCACCACAAAUAUCAACGACAAAACUUACUCCUGCUUCAAACAUAGGUAUACAAAUGUAUUUGAAUAAUCCAAGUUCUCAAUCACCAAACACUGCAUCGUUAUCACCUCCACAAUCUAACGAGGAUAAUGUAAAUAAAAAUCUGGAAACAUUGGCAUCACCUCCUCAAAUUCUUUCAUCAGUGAGUCAAAAUCGUCCACCACCAUCACAACAACAAUCCCCGGUCUAUUCACAGUUUACAUUACCACAUAUAAAUCAACCACAACAACAACAACAACAUUCACCACCACAGCAGCAACAACAAGCACAGUCCCCACCACAACAACAAUCAGCACCAACACCAACUGCAUCAACAUAUCCACAUUCUAUAAUACAACAACAAAGUUAUUCGCCACCUCAGUCAAGUGUGGAAAAUCAUCUAGAUCAAGAAUCUAUAGAGUCGAAACGUACCCAAAAAUCAGAACAACAACAGAAAGUGCAACAACCACAACAAGCAGCAGAACAAGAACCACCGGUUCAAGAACAACAGAAACAGGGCCAACAACAAGCACCUCAUUUUCAUCACCACCAUCAUAGUCCACACCACCACCACCAUCAUCAUCAUCACCAUCACCAUCAUCGCCUUGACAACUCUAGUGAAUCUACACCAGUUGCAAAUACCACUAAUGGGUCAACAAAGCGGAAAAAUGAUGAAACAGAACCAUUGAAACCUCAUCGGCAAUUAUUUAAAAAACGACCAAUUCCUAAACUUAACUUGGAACCAAUAAAUCAAAUCAUUAAAGAACUUUUCCCUCAAAGACAUUUUUUGGGUACAUUAAUUUAUAAUCCAACAACAACAUGGGAAACAUUACAAACUGCCGAAUUAUAUGGAUUAAAACCUGAAUUACAAAAUCGAUUCAAUGAAAUUAAACAAGAAUUUAUAGUCCGGAAAAAAUAUCAGCCAUUUGGAGGAAUUCGAUACAUACCUACAUUACCACCAUUACCAUCAGAAUAUAUUAAUAAUAUAAUUGAAAUUAAAAUCCCCUUUAGACAUAUUAUUUUGUUUAAACAAGAUAUAGCUAAUGAAUUAAUUACUCGAGAACUUUGGGGAGGUGCUAGUGGGAUAUAUACUGAUGAUUCGGAUAUCUUACAAGUAUUAAUGCAUUUAGGAUUAUUUAACAAUACCAUUGAUUUAUCAAUUUGGAAUAAGAAAUGGACCACAAAAGAUUUAAUCAAACCAUUACAAUCACAAUUAGACAACAACGAUGAUGGAACUAAUUUAGGAAUUGAUAAAGAUGUUUAUGGAGAUUUAUCAGUAGAAAUACUUUUAUUACCUAAUUUACCUAAAUAUUAUGGAUUUUAUCAAAAUGGUAUAAAUUCACGAUCUUGGUUGACUAGUUAUCAUUCAGGAUUAAGUUUUGCUGUAUAUAAUGUUAAAUGGGAGACUAGAAAAACAUGA